Messenger RNA from Erythranthe guttata (spotted monkey flower), 2249 nucleotides. Its product is annotated as putative FBD-associated F-box protein At1g05080. Lineage: Eukaryota; Viridiplantae; Streptophyta; Magnoliopsida; Lamiales; Phrymaceae. Gene Ontology annotation, molecular function: protein binding. The record is from RefSeq and is a predicted model, not a curated record.
GGAUAAUUGGAGGGUGCAAAAGUGCGAAUUACCUUUUGAAUUUUCCAUAAAAAAAAAAAAAAAGAAUUCCCUUUUGAAUCGGAGAAUAGUUAUUUAAAUAUCCUAUCAACCUUUCAACCUAAUUCUUCUUUGAAAACCCCAUCGGUGCUCUACAAAUCCUAUUAAACUCCUAACCUAAUUCAGGUAGAAUUAGAAUCGGAUCGCAAUUUUGCUUCCUCGCUAUUUCAGAACCAGCACAAUUCAGUUCCAUCUAAUUUGUGCUUGUCCUUUGUAGAAAGAAUUGAUUUUUUUUUUUCUUUUUAUAUAUAUAUAUAUCUCUUCCUGUUGAACAAAUUUUAAUCUGUUUGGUUAUUCAAAGAAGUUUUUCAUAAGCCGAUCGAUCAAAAAGCUGGUAAAACUUUUGCCCAAAUCAAUUCACCCAAACUUGUUGAUGAGAUGGAGGUGAAGAAGCACAAGGCGGAUUUAGAUACACAAAACCCAAGAAAAAGACAGCGGAUACACAAGGGAACUGCGAUUGAAGAGUUGCCUGAUGAUAUCAUUGUUGCCAUACUGUCGCGUAUGAACAUCAAAGAUGCGGUUAGAACAAGUGUUCUCUCUACUAGAUGGAAAUAUUUAUGGAAGUUUAUGUCUGUCACAUUGGAAUUUCAUGAUAAGGAUAUUGCCACUAGGAAAAAGUUAGAAGCUUUCGUGAAUCGUGUCCUCGAGUUGUAUAACCGUGUUGAUAGUUUGGUUAUUCGCUUUUCUAAUACACGAAAAAAGACUGAAUCUGCUGCUAUUGAUAAAUGGAUAUAUUCCGCCAUGCUUAAGCAAGUAAAAAUAUUUGAAUUGGAUCUGUCGGCCGAUUGUGGCUUUCAUUGCAGCUAUGAGUUUCCUAGCUUUAUAAAAUUGGUAACACAAUUUCAUCGUGAGAAGUACCGUCCAAUUUUACAUAAGUUGAGGUGUAUUAGGAGCUCCCUAAGAUACCUUAGUGGUUUUCGCUCACUAAGAUCGAUCCGAUUGGUUGACGUGGAUAUACAGGAUGAGAUGGUUCACUAUUUUCUAGACUCGUGUCCUUAUAUUGAACAGUUAUGCAUAAGGGCCUCCGAUGCUACAAAAGAUCUUCGAGUUGUUGAUCCAUUGCCAAACUUGAAGGAAUUGAAAAUAUCCGACUGUUGCAAUCUCCAAAGUCUGGUGAUAUCUGCCACAAAUUUGAAGGAAUUGAAAAUAUCCGACUGUUGCAAUCUCCAAAGUCUGGUGAUAUCUGCCACAAACUUGAAGGAAUUGGAAAUAUCCGACUGUUGCAGUCUCCAAAGUCUGGUGAUAUCUGCUAUGAAUCUCGUGUCGUGUACAUACCAAGGAAGAGAAAUCAAAUUGUCAUUCAAGAAAACUCCAAACGAGCUAACUCUCGGUGGGGUGUUUUGUAAGUCCUUCAUUUAUGAACCUAACAAACACUCCACUUAUUCAGAUCAACUGGUGAAGCUUGUAUUGAAUCUUCAAACUGAGAAUGUUCAGAUGGAGAGCAUUGAGAGACCAAUUGCUCCUCCUGAUUUUCAUCAGUUUAGAGCUCUGAAACAGCUGGAACUGAACAUUGUGUCGAAAGUUGACCGAAGCCUUCUUUUUUUCACAUCGUUGAUCGAGGCAUCUCCUCACUUACACGAGUUUAAACUCAAGAUAGACUACUUGGUGUCCCGCCCAUGGUUUUUUGAUUUUGCGAUAAAAAGCAUGAUACCGUUUCCCGAAGUAACUCCGGAAGAGGCAAAGAGAUUUGAUCAUAAAAACCUGAAGAUUGUGAGAAUGGCCGGUUAUUGUGGGUGUGCAAGUGAAGAAAAUUUCCUUGUGCAUUUGCUUGAGAAUUCCCCAUCAGUGGGGACCGUUUUCAUAGAUACAGAUUGUGAUUAUUAUUCGGACCAUUGGAACAACUUUGUGGUCAUGUAUAGACUUAGAAAAGAUGGGAACUAUCCGAUGAUCAAGCCCGGGAGAGAGACAAAGCUAAAGGAUAAUGAGGUACCCGCACGGUCCGAUUCAAGAACGUACAUCGAGAAAUUUAAAACCGAUCACUACCCAUUGGGUGACAAGUUAUUCACCCAAUUUGAUGCCAGACGUCAUGCCGGGAAAUUGAGAUCCAGAUUUACGUCGCCAAUAGUUUUUUUUAUAACAUAAUUUGUGUGUGCAUGCUGCCGUAAUUUUUUUUUAUUCAUGUUUUGAAACACAAUUUUGAACCGGGAUUUGAGAAGCAUUGUCGUGCAUUAACGAUUACUUUUCCAGACUUA